CAGCUGAGGAAGCGUGGAUUUCACAUUAUAGACUCAAGCCCAGGAAAACUGCUCAGAAGCCUCCCUGCAGCUGUCAGGCAGCCACAGAGGAGAGAGCAGCCCGUUCGCUUCCAGCCCAGUCGAAGCUCUCCAUUCCAGCUCUGGCGGCUCCCACUGCAGGUCCGCGUCGUUCCUAGAAAUAUGGACACUGAGCAGAGAAUGCAGCUCUGCAUUGUCCGGCCAGGCAAUCGGCCGAUAUAAGGAGCUUCCACACAUCAGCUGCUGGAAGAGUCACCACUGCUCCCACCAGAACGGACGACUGCAGCUCUUUUGUUUCAAACCAGAGAAAAUGAAAGAAAGAGAAAGCCUCAGCAGACCAGCACCCGCAUGAAAGAGGAGGGUGCCGGGAAGGCAGACAGACAGAUGGACACUGUGGACCCCGUAAAAGCAGGCACAGGAGGCAGCCCACUGGGGAUGUGCGCAUGUUCGAGGGCAUCUUUUUGCGGAAGGGAUGGCAAGCUGAAAGUAUGGUCCACGGGCAUAGCCCUCUCCACAUGGAUGGCCUGACCGAGAAAGAAUGACUGCGAGGACGACAACGUAACUGAACUAGAAGAUGAUUACCAAAGAGCAGUGCUGAGCCCGCGGAGGAAACCAGCCGUUCAGCCCGCAGUUAUCUCCUCCCAUCCCUGUCCCUGUCCCUGUCCCUGGCUGUGUACAACAUGCUGCAGUGGAGGCGGCGACACUGCUGCUGGGCCAAGCGGUCUCUGUUCCGGACCCACCUCAUUGGCGCCCUCUCCCUGGUGCUGCUUUUUGCCAUGUUCUUGUUCUUCAAUCACGACUGGCUACCAGGCCGCGCUGGAUUCAAAGAAAACCCUGUGACCUAUACUUUCCGAGGAUUUCGUUCUACAAAAAGCGAGACAAACCACAGCUCUCUUCGGAACAUUUGGAAAGAAACAGCUCCUCAAACUCUGAGACCACAAACUGCAACCAACUCCAAUAACACAGACCUGUUGCCACAAGGAGUUACAGGGCUGGAGAAUACACUCAGUGCCAACGGAAGCAUCUACAAUGAAAAGGGCACUGGCCAUCCGAACUCUUACCACUUCAAAUAUAUUAUCAAUGAACCUGACAAAUGCCAGGACAAAAGCCCUUUUUUAAUCCUACUCAUAGCAGCAGAACCCGGGCAAACAGAAGCUCGGAGGGCUAUACGGCAAACCUGGGGCAACGAAAGUCUAGCCCCUGGUAUCCAAACCGCACGCAUCUUUUUGUUGGGCCUAAGUGUCAAGCCCCACGGCCACCUUCAACAUGCAAUACUGGAAGAAAGCAGGCAGUACCAUGACAUAAUCCAACAGGAAUAUUUAGACACAUACUAUAACUUGACCAUUAAAACACUGAUGGGUAUGCACUGGGUUGCAACGUACUGCCCACAUGUUCCUUACGUUAUGAAAACUGACAGCGACAUGUUUGUCAACACUGAAUAUUUAAUACAUAAGUUACUGAAGCCAGAUCUGCCUCCCAGACAUAACUAUUUUACCGGUUACCUAAUGAGAGGAUACGCGCCCAACCGAAACAAAGACAGCAAAUGGUACAUGCCACCAGAGCUCUACCCAAGUGAGCGCUACCCUGUCUUCUGCUCUGGGACUGGUUAUGUUUUCUCGGGAGACCUGGCAGAGAAGAUAUUUAAAGUUUCUUUAAGUAUCCGUCGUUUGCACUUGGAGGAUGUAUACGUAGGCAUCUGUCUUGCCAAAUUGAGAAUUGAUCCAGUGCCCCCUCCCAAUGAAUUUGUGUUCAAUCACUGGCGAGUUUCUUAUUCAAGCUGUAAAUACAGCCACCUAAUUACCUCUCAUCAGUUCCAGCCUAGUGAACUGAUAAAAUACUGGAACCAUUUACAACAAAAUAAGCACAACGCUUGUGCCAACGCACUAAAGGAAAAGGCAGGCAGGUAUCGCCACCGUAAACUGCACUAGAAAAGACAACUUUUUUUUUUUCAAAAUGUGCAAUCUGUAAAAUAUUGCUAAAAGCAUGUACAAAAAAAUUAAGAUUGACUAUACCCAUAGGACAAGUUUUAG
Pteronotus mesoamericanus is the source of this 2048-nucleotide messenger RNA. RefSeq names its product beta-1,3-galactosyltransferase 2 (gene B3GALT2). Gene Ontology annotation, molecular function: N-acetyl-beta-D-glucosaminide beta-(1,3)-galactosyltransferase activity. NCBI's taxonomy places the organism in Eukaryota, Metazoa, Chordata, Mammalia, Chiroptera, Mormoopidae. The transcript has 2 exons. Bases 699 to 1946 code for a protein of 415 amino acids. Gene Ontology annotation, cellular component: Golgi membrane. The record is from RefSeq and is a predicted model, not a curated record.